Molecule: messenger RNA, 3595 nt
Organism: Carassius carassius (crucian carp)
Lineage: Eukaryota; Metazoa; Chordata; Actinopteri; Cypriniformes; Cyprinidae
Product: leucine-rich repeat neuronal protein 2-like
Exons: 2
Coding region: 523-2694 (723 amino acids)
Molecular function (GO): protein binding
Source: RefSeq, a predicted model, not a curated record
UACACGGUAAGGAGAGAGAGAGAGAGAGAUUGGAGAACACACAGAUCCGUCCUCUGUAGAUCGCCUACAUAGUGUCAGAAAUAGAGCUUAGUUUACAACCUGUUUUGCAUGAGACCCUGGGCGGUGCGCUAAUACACAAUCUGAGUGAGGAUACAGGUUGACUGACUAACGUCAAGAAGGAAAACGAGAAGAAACGCGACAACAAAAAGGAAAGAAGAAAAAAAGAAGAAGAAGAGACAAGAUGUACACUGAAAUUACCCAUCUCUGCAAGGUAUGCCCCUAAAUCAAUCCUAAAACCUACUCUACUUUGCAAGGAUGUAAGAUCAAUGGAGUGAGACUGGAGUGAUUACAUCCAUCUGAAGGAGAAAAGGGAUUUUGAUAUACUCAUGUGACUGCUUCACAAGACAGGAUAUGAAGAAAGUGAGCAUGCUUCGUCUUUGAAACUAUUUAUUUAGAAAAAAUCAACUGAACUCUUGGUUCUCCUGUCACAUGUAAUCUGCAUUAAAUCAUAUCAGUUUAAUUAUGAAAAUGGGACAGAUUGCAAUAUUUCUUCUGCACACACAUCUGCUGCUUGGAGUCGGAAGCUCCCUGGUCAUUCAAUCAAUGCCCUGGAGAGUGCCCUGCCCUUACCAGUGUGUCUGCCAAAUCAAGCCCUGGUACUCUCCCCAGUCUGUGUACAGAGAGGCUCCUACAGUAGACUGUAAUGACCUGUUACUUAUCCAGCUGCCCACUUCCCUCCCUCAAGAGACACAAGCCCUCCGGCUGCAAAGUAACCUCAUCAGUUCUUUGGACCAGAGUGAACUCCAGGGUCUUAUCAAUCUGACAGAGCUGGAUCUCUCCCAUAACAGCUUUACCAGUACCCGUAACCUGAGGAUAACCGACUUGCCAGCUCUUCUCAGCUUACACAUGGAGGAAAACCAGCUGAGACACCUCCCAGAAGCAGCUUUCUUUGGUCUCCCUAGCUUGCAGGAGUUGUACCUCAAUCACAACAGGCUUCGAAGCAUCUCCCCUGGGGCCUUCAAGGGUCUGGAUAAACUUCUAAGGCUUCAUCUCAACUCUAAUCGAUUGGUUGUAAUUGACCGGCGUUGGUUCCAUGCUUUGCCACAAUUAGAAGUUCUCAUGAUUGGCGGAAACUCUGUGGACACUAUUCAGGACCUAAAUUUUAAACCACUGAGCUCUUUGCGCAGUCUUGUCCUGGCAGGCAUGGGCUUACGUGAGAUCUCAGCACGAGCGCUAGAGGGGCUUCAAAAUUUGGAAAGCAUUAGCUUUUAUGAUAAUCAACUAAUAAAAGUUCCAAAAGAGGCAUUGCAAAAGUUGCCAGGUCUAAAGUUCCUUGACUUGAACAAGAAUCCCAUUCAGCUAGUGCAGAGGGGAGACUUUCAAAAUAUGCUUCACCUGAAAGAGCUUGGCUUAAACAACAUGGAAGAGCUUAUCUCUAUUGAGCAUUCAGCAAUGGAAAACUUGCCUGAAUUGACCAAACUGGAGAUCACAAACAAUCCUCGGCUCUCAUAUAUCCACCCUCAGGCAUUCCAAAAGUUGUCGAGUAUGGAAAGUCUAAUGCUGAACAGUAAUGCCUUGAGUGCCCUGCAUAGCCAAACAGUAAGGUCGUUGCCCAGCCUUCAAGAAAUCAGCUUGCACACCAAUCCUAUUCACUGUGACUGCCUGAUCCGCUGGGUGGGAGCCGACAAUGACAAGCCAGUCCGUUUUAUUGAGCCUCAAUACACAUUCUGCUCUGAGCCUCCUGAGCUGAAAGCCAGACAAGUUAAAGAAGUCUCAUUCAGAGAGAUGACAGACAGCUGCCUGCCCUUGAUUGCCCCAAGCACAUUUCCCUCAUACAUUGAAGUCAAACAUGGAGACAACAUAGCCUUGCACUGUCGAGCACUGGCAGAGCCAGAGCCAAGUAUCUACUGGGUCAUUCCCCAAGGUGUGAGAUUGACUCCAUCCAGCAGCUAUGGGCGUUAUCAGGUUCUCACAGAAGGCACAUUAGAGAUUUUGGGAGUCACUGCUGAAGAGGCCGGUUUCUACACUUGUGUUGCACAGAACCUAGUGGGAGCUGAUACUAGAAGCUUGACUCUACAGGUGGAGGGAGGUGACAUGGUUCAUACAAAUACAUACAAAAAGACAGAGGACAGCUUUGAAGUUCAGGAUGUCAAAGAAAGGUAUGCCUUACUAACCUGGCAAGCAAGCCAUAACAUCCCUACCACCCAUUUAUCAUGGGUGGUCAAUGGCAGUCUGGAAGACCAUCAUAGACAUACCACUCAAAUUUUAGCUGGCACCAGGAGAUUCAACCUAACCCGUCUGCAACCUGGCACUCAUUACAAAGUUUGUCUACACAUGGGGCCUAAUGUCACCUCAUGUGUCCAUCUAAGGACCAAGAAGGUGUCCAUGCCAGAUCCUCUACCAGACCUGACCCCAGCUGUACUGUUGGUAGUUUCUGCUCUGCUCCUUUUUUUUGCAGCCAGAGCAAGUAAUGGGGGAGCCUCACUUGGUUGGAAAGACCACAUACUGGAGCUUGAAAAACCCCACAUCACCAUUCUGACCCAGGAGGCAAAGGCUUUCAUGGCUCCUCCAAUACUAGUAAAGUACCUGAAUCAGCAGGAUCCAAACAAAGCCCUAUCCGACAGCAGAGGGAAAGAUCUCAGAAAUACUUCACUGAGGCAAGAUGCUCGGGGGCUAAUAAAAGAGGCAUGCUGAGCAGAAUAAAGAGUUAAAGAAGGAUGGACCAAAAAAAAAAUCUCUGGAGUACAAGUCUCACAAAACUCACUUUACUGAUCUGACAGUCAAAACUACUGAAUGUCUGAGACACACAAUACUAGACAUUUAAGUGGCAGACCGCUUCAAAUAACAGCGAUACAAUUUCAAAGUAUAGAAUAAAAUCAAAACAAAAAAAGAAAGAAAGAAAGAAAGAAAGAAAAAGAUAUUUGUAUUUAUUUUGUAACAAUAAAAGAUACAACACAUAUGUAUAUUAAAAGCAUUUGUUCAUAUAUUCACAUACUGUAUAUCAACCUAGGACACUAAAGCUGUGCUGCCAAUCAUAAAUAACAGUUCAUAUAGAGUCUGUUUAAAUGCAACCUCCCAACUUUAUGAGUCUGUGUCACAACCCAAAUGGUUGUAGAAAGAUAAGCACUUAACUAUUUUAAUACUGAAGAAAAGACUGGAUUGACACAUGAAAGCAAACACAAAUAGCAAGGAAGCCUCUAAAAAACUAAAGAAGACAGAAUUUCAGUCUUUUGAAAGGCGUUCUGCAAGCUGAUAGCAACAAUAUACUUUUCAUUUUGUGGUGAAAAUCUCAAAGCAGGCAUUACGGAAAGAUCUGAUAUAAAGGGAGGUAUUUUAAAUGUUAUAUAACUAAUGUUGUCUCUUUAAAAGUGUGUUAAAUUGUGCUUUGUAUAAGGACCCCAAGAGAAUUCUCCAAAGUUAAGACCAUCUCAGUUUUUUCUUUUAGUUUUUGAGCAUAAAAGAAAAUGAUUUUUCCCCUUCAAAAAUGGACUGAUCGAUACAUCUGAUACAACUUAUGACCUAAAAUGCUCAGAGUGGGAUGAGCAUUUUGGUCCCCUCACUCCUGAAAUAUGAAAGACCUUAACUUAGAAAAACA